AUCGACAUCCUGGUAUUUAUGUAGAUCUAUCCUGGUCCUGGUACAAUUACACGUGUACAUUCUGGUGAAAUUUGCGUUACUCGUAGUUACGCACUCCACUACUUUCCGGUCACCGCAAGAUCUCGUCACGUCUCCCCAUCUGCUACAACAAUUGCUACAAUCAACCAACUAGCACGGCUACACAUUGAGUAGGGGAAUUCCCGUCGACAUGGUCAACCUGCGCCGACGUUGUCGACGCGAUUUCGUGCGCGGAUUCGUCGUCUUCGCCGUGCUCUCCACGUUCGCUCUCUUCUUCUACGUCACCAUCGACGCCCGACUGCAAAACAACGAGGACCUGCUCGACAUGCGACGUCGGCGAGCGGAUUACUUGCAGCGGAGAUUUCUGCAGCGGUUUGUUGAUAAAGUGCAAGCCGUUGCAAACAAGGACAGUAGGCAUAUACCGCCACCUCGCCGCGUGCGUUUAAAUGCGACAUCCGACGAGGAGAGGCGACAGGAAGGUGAGAAAGUGGAGAAGGAGGCGGAUGGUGAUGAGAUGUACGUUGUGAGGAGUAAUCAACUGCCGUUGCCGAAUUACAAUCUUCAUGCAUUUUAUUAUCCGUGGUAUGGCUCCCCUGACGUCGAUGGAAAUUAUAUGCACUGGAAUCAUGUCUAUAUGCCGCAUUGGGACAAGAAAGAGGCGACAAAAUGGAGGACUGGCCGGCAUGUGCCACCUCAUGAUGUCGGAUCGAAUUUUUAUCCGCAACUCGGGGCAUACAGCUCUCGAAAUCGGACUGUGCUACAUAUACAUAUGCUGCAGAUGAGGACUGCCGGGAUCGGAGUGUUAGUCGUGUCCUGGUUUCCUCCCAACAGGCACGAUCCGAAUGGAAGUGGUUUGGAUAGUGUGAUGCCUAGAAUUUUGGAUAUCGCCCAUCAACAUAAAUUGAAAGUAGCAAUGCAUAGUGAACCAUAUGAUGGACGCCAAGGCCAGAGGCUAUACGAUGAUUUGAAGUAUUUUGUUGACACAUACGGCGAGCAUCCUGCUCUCUAUAGAGUCGAGAGGAAGAACGGCUCACCUGCAUUGCCGAUGAUCUACGUCUAUGAUUCGUAUUUUACUCCAACGGAAGACUGGGUGAAUCUAUUACAUCCGAAUGGUAAACUCUCUAUCAGAGGCAGCAAAUAUGAUUGCAUAUGCAUCACUUUGCUCGUGCAGCAAGGCCAUAAAGAGUUGCUUCAGCGGGCAAAUUUCGAUGGUUUCUAUACUUACUUUGCUACUAAUGGCUUCACGUAUGGCAGCACACAACGCAACUGGUAUAGUCUGAAACAAAUGGCCAAUCAAUUAGGGAAAAUAUUUAUUCCCUCAGUUGGUCCUGGGUAUGUUGACACACGUGUGAGGCCUUGGAAUAAAGCAAAUAUUCGUGACCGUCAGCAUGGAAUGUAUUAUGCCAGUAGUUUCCAAGCAGCACUGCAGUUGAAGACACGCUUUGUAUCGAUUACGUCUUUCAAUGAGUGGCACGAAGGCACACAAAUUGAACCUGCAAUACCAAAGGCUAUCGAUGACUUCACAUACUUGGACUACAGUCCACUCAAACCAGAUGCAUAUCUAGAGGCUACACGAACUUGGGCUCAGUUAGUAGGCAAGUAGUAAUCAUCCUACUGAAUAAUUGAUGCUGUUUUGUUAGAAAGGUUUCUUGCUCUGAUAGUGGUAUCUUGAUGUAAUUAACGCUAUUUUUACAAAUCUACAUAAAUGUGUUGUAAUGAUU
This is a messenger RNA of Corticium candelabrum, 1739 nucleotides long. Its product is annotated as glycoprotein endo-alpha-1,2-mannosidase-like. Gene Ontology annotation, molecular function: alpha-mannosidase activity. The record is from RefSeq and is a predicted model, not a curated record. The coding region runs from base 209 to 1621 and encodes 470 amino acids. The transcript is spliced from 2 exons. Gene Ontology annotation, cellular component: Golgi apparatus. NCBI's taxonomy places the organism in Eukaryota, Metazoa, Porifera, Homoscleromorpha, Homosclerophorida, Plakinidae.